Venustampulla echinocandica is the source of this 2571-nucleotide messenger RNA. RefSeq lists its product as uncharacterized. The record is from RefSeq and is a predicted model, not a curated record. Gene Ontology annotation, biological process: regulation of DNA-templated transcription; DNA-templated transcription. Lineage: Eukaryota; Fungi; Ascomycota; Leotiomycetes; Helotiales; Pleuroascaceae. Gene Ontology annotation, molecular function: DNA-binding transcription factor activity, RNA polymerase II-specific; zinc ion binding; DNA binding. The coding region runs from base 1 to 2571 and encodes 856 amino acids. The transcript is spliced from 2 exons.
AUGUCUGGGCACUCCCAAUCUGAACUGGCUGCCUUGACUGCCCCUCUGGCCUCGAUGCCUUCGACAGCUUCAGCUUCAGCUUCAGCAGCAGCUACAACUUCGAAUACGGCCCCAACAGGCUCGGACGCAGAUGCAUCACCAACGCAUAGCCACGGCCCCGAGCAGAGAAAGGCUUCCCAUUCUGCUCCUCAUGCGCUCACGGCGCGCUCGUGCGUCACUUGUCGCAGGAGAAAGGUCCGAUGCGACAAGCAAUUCCCAUGCUCGAAUUGCACCAGGGCCGGAUCGCAAUGCAUAUUUCCAGCGCCUGGUCGCGCCCCUCGUCGACCGAGGGCGGGCGGAAAGGCUACAAGUGAGAGGGAAGCAGAGCUAUUGAAGCGCCUGAGAAGACUAGAAGGUGUCGUCGAAGAUCUGAGCGGGCAGGUCGAGGUGGAGGCGAUCAAACACUCGCCCUCCAGCGACAACUCAUCGAUACAGCGUGAAGGGGGGUCGUCGACUACCGACCCAACUUCUAAGCAGACCAAGUUGAGGGUGGUGGGAGUCGACGCGGGCAGCGGGACAAAGAAGGAAUGGAUCCAUCGCGCCGUAAGGAUCGGGCAGGGGCCGCCCAAGACUGCUUUCAGCGCUGAUGAAGUCGAGAUGGGGGUUGGACGCCUGGUUUACGAUGAAGGGAAGAGUCGAUAUGUGUCCCAUCCCUUCUGGAGCCAAAUAACGGACGAGGUUGAGGAAAUCCGCGAGAUGCUCCAAGACCAGGGCUUCGACUCAGACUCGGAUACACCUAUUGCCCCAAGCAGUGCUGUAACCGAGUCGAGGCAUCAGAGUUUUAUCAUGGGAUACAAUAGCAGCGACGUUGAUCUUGCCCAGCUCCAUCCCCUCCCAUCCCAGAUACCGUUUUAUUGGCAGACGUUCCUCGACAAUGUCCACCCCUUGGUCAAAAUAUUACACGCGCCGACAAUGACCAAAACCAUAAAGGAGGUCCAGACUAAUCUGGACAGUUUGAGUAAAAGUACGGAGGCGUUAAUGUUUUCCAUUUAUUUCGCUACGAUUACAUCCAUGAAUGGACAAGAGGUACAAACAAACUUUGGCGUUUCGAAAGAUUUUCUGCUGAAGCAAUAUCGAUUCGGGGUAGAGCAGGCGCUGGCAAGAGCUGGCUUGCUCAACACCAGCGAAAUUGUCACCGUCCAAGCCUUUGUCCUGUUCUUGAUUUGUGUUCGACGACAUGACGAUACUAGAUUUGUAUGGACCCUAACUGGAUUGGCAAUACGAAUCGCCCAGUCCCUUGGUCUUCACCGUGACGGAGCAAAGUUUGGAUUGAAGCCAUUCGAUAUAGAGAUGAGGAGACGCCUAUGGUGGCAAGUUUUCAUUCUGGAUACGCGAGCCUCCGAAGAUCAUGGGGCGGACCCUGCUAUUCUUGAUUACACGUUCGAUACCGAGUAUCCUACGUCAUGUAACGACGAGGAUCUUGAUCCAAGUGCCACUGAGCUUCCAUCCCGUCGGCCCGGGGUUUCUGAGAUGACUUUCUGCCUUAUUCGAUAUGAAAUAUGUAGUCUAUCACGAAGGAUAUCAUAUAAUCAGCUCGGUGGGAUACCGUAUAGAGAUGGGCCGCGAUCGAUGACGCUCGAGGAGAAGGAGAAACUCGUCAGAGAAACAGCUAGUCAUCUCGAGGAAACAUAUCUCAAAUACUGCGAAGACGCAGGACCCCUUUAUUGGGUUGCAGCCACCGUAGCCCGGCUUAUCACCGCGAAGAUAUCGCUGAUUCUCUAUCACCCCCUCACGCAGCCUGGCAAGCCAAGCACCCUUUCCCAGGACACCCGUGAUCGCCUCCUAAUGGCUUCCAUCGAGAUUUUCGAGUACUCACGAGUACUGGAGGAAGAAUCUAGCACCAAGCAAUGGGGCUGGCUUUUCCAAACUUAUAUACAAUGGCAUGCCAUAGCCUUCAUUCUUGGGGAACUAUGUACCCGACCUCCUUCGGUCAUUGUUGAUCGUGCGUGGCGGGCCGUUGACAGUAUCUUCGGUACAUGGGAUGCCAGAUUAGUUCAAAGCAAGAGUGGAAUGCUGUGGAAGCCGUUAAAGACGCUUAUGGCAAAAGCCCGGCGAAAACGGGAAGAAAAUAUGGCCUGCACAACUGCCGUUGGCAGUAACUUGGAUCUCGGAAUCCCGAAAGACUACAUGCGGCCUCUACCGUUAACAUACCCUCAUCCUAUGCCGCCCAUCGACUCCCGAAAUUCCCCAGGUUCUCAAGCCGCGAGAAAUGCCACUCUUACAUCCAUGGAUACUCCCGUGUACCAGGAAGAUAGGGCGAUAAUGGAACCCCAAAUUGUGGGUAUGGGUAUGCUUGCUCCCGACCAGGUUCAACUACAAUUCCAGCAACAAGCCCAACAACCGGGGCAGCAGCCAAUGCCUUGGUUAAUGGGUGACAAUGUGCUGGGAGACCUGGAUAUGAAUGGCUUAGAAAGUGAUGUAAGUUGGGAAGGAUGGGAUGAUCUUGUUAGGGAUCUUCAGACGGAAACUGGAAACCAGCCCAUGGAUAUGCAGACAGGUCCUACUUUGGGUGGUAUGGGAACUUGGUGGUGA